Pelobates fuscus (common spadefoot toad) is the source of this 1038-nucleotide messenger RNA. It is a transcript of the gene PPIB, whose product is annotated as peptidylprolyl isomerase B. The record is from RefSeq and is a predicted model, not a curated record. Gene Ontology annotation, molecular function: peptidyl-prolyl cis-trans isomerase activity. NCBI's taxonomy places the organism in Eukaryota, Metazoa, Chordata, Amphibia, Anura, Pelobatidae. The transcript is spliced from 5 exons. The coding region runs from base 81 to 731 and encodes 216 amino acids. Gene Ontology annotation, biological process: protein peptidyl-prolyl isomerization; protein folding.
GGUACGGUCUGAUUUCGGCCGUGACGUCACGGCGGUGGUCCUCCUUUUCUGCCUGUCCCCGGCCCCGCUCGCCCUCGUUCAUGCUGCGGCUGCUGGAGAGAAACAUGAAGCUGCUAUUCGCUGCCGCCCUGAUCGCUGGCUCCAUCAUCUUCCUGCUCUUCCCCGGGGGCUCCGAGGCCGACGAGAAGAAGAAAGGCCCGAAGGUCACCGCCAAGGUAUAUUUUGAUAUGAAAGUUGGCGAUGAGGCGGUAGGACGGAUCGUAAUUGGUCUAUUUGGAAAAACUGUUCCCAAAACUGUUGAAAACUUUGCAGCUCUGGCAACAGGAGAGAAAGGAUAUGGUUAUAAAAACAGCAAAUUCCACCGCGUGAUCAAAGAUUUCAUGAUCCAAGGAGGUGACUUCACAAGGGGAGAUGGUACUGGAGGCAAGAGCAUCUAUGGAGAUAGGUUCCCUGACGAAAACUUUAAGCUGAAGCACUAUGGUCCAUUCUGGGUAAGCAUGGCCAACGCUGGCAAAGACACCAACGGUUCCCAGUUCUUCAUCACUACAGUCAAGACUCCAUGGUUGGAUGGAAAACAUGUGGUCUUUGGGAAAAUCCUGGAAGGAGAGGAUGUUGUAAGAAAGAUUGAAUCCACAAAGACAGACGGUCGAGACAAACCUCUAAAAGAUGUGGUUAUUGCAGACUGUGGGGUAAUUGAGGUGGAGAAGCCAUAUGCAAUUGCCAAAGAGUAAACACUGAUCUUUUGCAGCCAACAAAGGCCCCGAUUGUCUGCAGAUUUUACCACUGGAUCAAUUAGAGACUCAAGGGCUUUUCUAAAGCCAUCUCCUCCCACUGCCUACUGCAUCAGGCCUGGACUGAUCUAACUCUGCAGUUAUUCUACCUAGAACAGUGACCAAAAUAAGGGCAUUUCCAAUCCCAUCGAUCAAGAGCAAAGAAGGGAUUUACACAUUCCAUCCAUUUUCAAUGUUUAAUGUGUUCAAUUUGGACAAGCAACUAUGCUAUGUAAGAUUGGGUUAAUAAACUGUUUCUAUAAAAUUA